Messenger RNA from Spea bombifrons (plains spadefoot toad), 1704 nucleotides. It is a transcript of the gene FDXR, whose product is annotated as ferredoxin reductase. Gene Ontology annotation, biological process: ubiquinone biosynthetic process. NCBI's taxonomy places the organism in Eukaryota, Metazoa, Chordata, Amphibia, Anura, Pelobatidae. The record is from RefSeq and is a predicted model, not a curated record. The transcript has 12 exons. The coding region runs from base 29 to 1519 and encodes 496 amino acids. Gene Ontology annotation, cellular component: mitochondrion.
CUGUCAUUCAUCGGGCCUGUCAUUCGAAAUGUGUACGCGCGGUUACUGGAUGUGGGGUCUGUCUCGUCGUGUGAGCCUUCCAGGAGGUUUCCGAUAUGGUCCCAGACGCCCACUAGGAGUGCAUAGAUACCUCUGCAACUUUCCUCAUUCUCCUAGGAUCUGCAUAAUUGGAAGUGGCCCUGCCGGAUUCUACACUGCUCAACAUCUACUAAAGCAUCACUCAAAGCUUCUUGUGGAUAUAUAUGAAAAACUGCCAGUGCCCUUUGGCUUAGUACGUUUUGGUGUGGCACCUGAUCAUCCUGAAGUAAAGAAUGUUGUUAACACAUUUACUCAGACAGCCAAAUCUGAGCGGUGUGCAUUUUAUGGCAAUGUAACAGUUGGGAAAGACAUAACACUGGAAGAGCUGCAGGCUGCUUAUCAUGCUGUUGUGCUGAGCUACGGGGCUGACAGUAAGCGUGAGCUUGGGAUACCUGGAGAAGAGUUACCUGGAGUGUACUCUGCAAGAGACUUUGUUGGCUGGUACAAUGGACUCCCUUCUCAAAGACAUCUUAACCCAGAUCUCAGCAAUGAAACAGCAGUUAUUUUAGGACAAGGAAAUGUGGCUCUUGAUAUUGCUAGAAUUCUGCUAUCUCCUAUUGAGCUUCUGAAGAAGACAGACAUCACGCAGUCUGCUUUGGAUGCUUUGGUUCACAGCCGUAUUAGGACAGUUUGGCUGAUAGGGCGACGUGGGCCCCUGCAAGUGGCCUUCACCAUAAAGGAGCUCAGAGAAAUGCUACAGCUGCCUGGUACUCGUCCAAGGCUUGACCCUUCCGAUUACCAGGGGCUUGGAGACAUUGCUAAAGACCUUCCCCGACCCAGAAAGCGCCUCACAGAGCUUUUGGUAAAGUCAGCUUUAGAAAAGCCUGCAGCUAAGGAUUGUGCACGCUGGGACCAAGCCAACAGAGAAUGGGGCCUGUACUUCUUAAGAAGUCCGAUCCAAGUUCUUCCUUCUAAGGAUGGAAGAAAAGCAGCAGGAGUCCGUCUUUCCAUCACAAGGCUGGAGGGUACUGGCGAUACUGCAGUUGCUAUUCCCACAGGCCAGGUGGAGGAUAUAUCGUGUGGACUAAUUCUCAGUAGCAUUGGCUAUAAGAGUGUCCCCAUCUCCCCAGCAGUGCCUUUUCUUUGUGAACAGGGAAUAAUUCCAAACUGUAUGGGUAGAGUAACGGGAUAUCCAGGUCUGUACUGCAGUGGUUGGGUAAAGAGAGGUCCCACUGGUGUCAUUACAACCACAAUGACAGAUAGUUUUGAGACAGCACAAGCCAUGCUAGAAGACAUAAAUUCAGGAGCUCUUAGCUGGUCAGACCCCAAACCAGGAGCUACAGCAAUAAAAGAACUAAUUACUCUCAGAGGGAUUCAGUCGAUCUCUUUCUCUGACUGGCAAAAGAUUGAUUCAGUAGAAACUGCAAGGGGUCAGAAAAUUGGGAAGCCUCGGGAAAAAAUUCUAGAUCCAGAAGAAAUGUUAAAAUUCGCUUGUCAUUAAUUUUCCGAUUUCUCUUUUUUAAUGAAAGAUGUGGGUGCAAAACCAAAAACUGUAUUCCAGUCUAUGACUGGAUUGUGAAACAUUAAUUUCUGUUAACAUAUUACUGUAAUAGAGCCUUCAUUAAUGUGAAACUUUAUUUUUAUUUACUGAGGGUGUUUUGUGCCCAUAAACUUUAGACUUUUUCA